AUGGCGCUUACUUCCCAACGUCUGGUACAGGAGGCUGGGGCUAUGCUAUACGGGAUAAUCAAGGUGUUGUUUGCAGAGCUGGAGCGGGCAGUGAGGCCUUCCUCCAGAACGCGUUUCAUGCUGAAUUACUGGAGAUGUGCAGAGGGUCUGAAGAUGGCAGCGCAGAUGGGCAUGGCUCAAGUCAUUCUUGAAACAGAUGCAUCAAUGGUGAAGACGGCCAUAGAAGGUGAUGAGUAUCGGCUAUCGUCAAUGGGUGGCGUCAUCACUGAAAUCAAGCACCUGAUGGCGAUGGAAUUUUCCUCCUGUGUGAUUAGUAUUUCCUCACGAAAUUGUAAUAAGUUAGCUCAUGAACCAACUUCUUUGGGUUGUCAUCUACCUGGUGGUGAGAGCACCACUUGGGACGUUGUACCUUAG
Messenger RNA from Miscanthus lutarioriparius, 414 nucleotides. NCBI's taxonomy places the organism in Eukaryota, Viridiplantae, Streptophyta, Magnoliopsida, Poales, Poaceae. The record is from the annotation of a GenBank genome assembly.